Messenger RNA from Mercurialis annua (annual mercury), 2547 nucleotides. Its product is annotated as AP2-like ethylene-responsive transcription factor BBM. Gene Ontology annotation, biological process: regulation of DNA-templated transcription. The transcript has 9 exons. The record is from RefSeq and is a predicted model, not a curated record. Bases 227 to 2281 code for a protein of 684 amino acids. Gene Ontology annotation, molecular function: DNA binding; DNA-binding transcription factor activity. NCBI's taxonomy places the organism in Eukaryota, Viridiplantae, Streptophyta, Magnoliopsida, Malpighiales, Euphorbiaceae.
AUUCAACUGCCCUUCACUCCCAAAAUAAACCUCACUAUAUGAAUCUUCAUCUUCUUUUCCAUUUACAAAAUAUCUGUUUCUCUUCCAUUUUUUUUCUCCAUUUUUCAUCUUCAUUUUUUCUUCUCUUUUCUUUAUUUCAUGCAUGAACUUAUAAAUAACAUCUUCCUUUCAUAUUUUCCUUAACCAAAAAAAAAAAACUCCAUUUUUGGAUUCUUAACACAAAUUUAUGUCAUCAAUGAGUAACUGGUUAGGUUUUUCUCUUUCCCCACAUGAACUUCCAUCACCAUCUGAUCAUCAUCAUCAUCAAGAUGAUCAUCACUCUCAAAACACACAGUCUCAUCGCUUAGGUUUCCACUCCGAUGAAAUCUCCGGCACCCAUGUCUCCGGCGAGUGCUUCGAUCUUAGUUCUCACUCGACUUCUGCUCCUUUCGGCAUGCCCGAAGCUUUCAGAAACCACCACUCUCAAGAUUGGAAUAUGAAAACAAAUCCAGACCUGUCUAUGUUUAUGGGAAGUUCAUGCAACACUCAAAACCUUGGUGAAAAUCAAGAACCCAAGUUAGAAAAUUUUCUUGGAGUUCAUUCAUUCUCUAAUCAUGAACAAAAGCUUCCACCAAUGUAUAACACAAGUACUGGAGAUCAGUACAUGUUUCAGAACUGCUCUUUGCAAACAAAUGAUAAAACAAACAAUAAUGGUGACAGUAAUAACAGUUCGAUUGGUUUGUCAAUGAUCAAGACUUGGUUAAGAAACCAACCGGCUGUGACACAACAACAACAACAGCAACAACAAGAGAUUACUAAUAAGAACAUUAAUGGCGGCGGUGGUGCACAAAGCUUGUCUCUUUCAAUGAGUACUGGGUCACAGUCAGUUCUUGCAGCAAAUGGAGAUGGUAAUAAUAGUGGAGAUCAUAGUUCUUCUUCUGAUAAUAAUAAUAACAAGCAACAAAAGACGACGACAGCAGCAGCAAUGACAACGACUACAACGACGACGACAAGUGGUGUUGAUAGCCAAACUGGUGCUAUUGAAGCAGUUCCAAGAAAAUCAAUUGACACUUUCGGACAAAGAACUUCGAUAUACCGUGGUGUAACAAGACAUAGAUGGACAGGUAGAUAUGAAGCUCAUCUGUGGGAUAAUAGUUGCAGAAGAGAAGGACAAACUCGAAAAGGAAGGCAAGUUUAUUUGGGUGGUUAUGAUAAAGAAGAUAAGGCAGCGAGAGCAUACGAUUUAGCGGCACUGAAAUACUGGGGCACCUCUACAACGACGAAUUUCCCAAUUAGCAACUAUGAAAAAGAGGUAGAAGAAAUGAAGCACAUGACAAGACAAGAAUAUGUUGCAUCCUUGCGAAGAAAGAGUAGUGGGUUUUCUCGGGGUGCAUCCAUUUAUCGAGGAGUCACCAGACACCAUCAGCAUGGAAGAUGGCAGGCAAGAAUUGGCAGAGUUGCCGGGAACAAAGACCUCUAUUUGGGAACUUUCAGCACUCAAGAGGAAGCAGCAGAAGCCUACGACAUAGCAGCCAUAAAAUUCCGAGGCCUAAACGCCGUCACAAACUUCGACAUGAGCCGAUAUGACGUUAACACCAUCCUCGAGAGCAGCACAUUACCAAUCGGCGGUGCAGCCAAGCGACUCAAAGACGUAGAGCAAGCACAAAACAUCAGUAUCGAUCACAUUCACAGACCGGACACGGACACCUUAACUUCACAGCUAACAGACGGAAUCAAUACCUACGGCUGGCCGCCAAACCUCGCAUUUCAUCAACAACAACAACCUAAUUACACCCUCCAUUACCCGAAUUACGGACAAAGACUCUGGUGCAAGCAAGAACAAGACACCGAAACAGACCACAGUUUUCAAGACAUUCAUCAGAUUCAACUCGGAAACACAAACACGAACACAAACACGAACAUCCAUAAUUUCUUUCAGCCGAGUUCCGUUGUUCACAACUUAAUGAGUAUGGAAUCUUGUUCCAUGGAGCACAGUUCCGGUUCCAACUCAGUAAUGUACAGCAAUGGAGGUGAAUACGGCAGCCAUGGUGGCGGUUAUGCGAUUCCUUUAGCGACAGUUAUGUCGAAUAAUAGUAAUGACAACGAAGGGAAUGGCUAUGAGAAUAUGAUGGAUCCGUAUCAAGCAAGAAACUUAUACUAUCUUAACUCGCAGCAGUCGUCGUCUGCGAAUGAUCAGAGUUCAAGCUGCAAUAACUGGGUGCCGGCUGCUGUUCCGGUUGUUGGUCAGAGGUCUAAUAUCUGCCAUGGAGGUUCGACAUUUACAGUGUGGAACCAUUCAUAAACAGAGAUGAAUUGUAUACAUAAAAACAAUGAAAUUUGAUGGUUUGUGGAAGAUGAUGGGAUUUUUCUCUUUUUCUAUAUGUAAGUGAUGAAGUUCAGCUAUGAGAGAUUGGAAAAUUAAUUCUCUAGUGAUUUUUGUUGGGGGGAACUUCGAAUAUAUGGAUGGAGAGUAGAUCCUCGGAAUAGUGAAGUGUUUUUGUUUAGCACACCAGACUUUGUAAUUUUGCAUAACGAUAGUUAUUAUACAAAGAUUGGAUUUCUUUUCCA